AGUCGUUUUUCCCGCGCGUCCUUGGCUGCCUGCCUGACUCCACUUCCGCCCCAAUCUCGCGACUCCUCCAGGCUCCAGCCUCCAGCCGUUAUGGUGGCGGCGGCGGCGGCGUCCGUGGCGAGCCAAGCACAGGCGGUGCUCCGGGGCCGUCUCUGCGAUCCGGGAUUCGUCCACUCCGCCCUCAGGUCCUCCCCGGACACCAACUAUAGCAAGCUCAAGUACCUCGUCGCCAGCUCCGUCUCCGAGGCCUGCAACAACUCCGUCCUCCUCCUCGGUCCCCGCGGGUGCGGGAAAGCAGCGGUUGUUGACAUGGUUCUUGAGGAUCUGAAGAAGGAGCACCCUGAUGCCAUUUCUGUGAUCAGGCUAAAUGGGAUGCUACAUAGUGAUGACAACUGUGCUACGAAGGAAAUUGCCAGGCAGCUCUGUUUGGAGCAUCAGCUAUCAUUUUCAAAAAUGGCUUCUUCAGAUGACAACACUGAAUUCAUCAUUGACAUGUUGAGGGAGUGUGGACUAGCUCACAAGACAAUACUGUUUAUUCUCGAAGAGUUUGACCUCUUUGCUCAGGGUAAACAGCGGUUGCUCUACAGCUUACUUGAUGCAAUGCAGUCCCUCACAUCACAAGCUGUUGUCAUUGGUGUGAGUUGCCGCUUGGAUGCUGAUCAACUCCUAGAGAAAAGGGUUAGAUCCCGAUUCUCUCAUAGGAAACUUUUAUUUGUUCCUUCUUCACUGGAAGAUACACAAAGGUUAGUGGAACAUUUGCUAAUACUGGCCAAAGAUUCAGGUUUACCAGCAAAGUAUAUCACGGAUUAUAACUCAAGACUUACUAACAUUUUCAGUGAUAAGAAAUUCAAAGGAAUUCUCAACUCCCUCAUGGAUGCUGACGCAACAACGAGCAAUAUUCUAAGAUUUCUUUUCAGAGCUGUGUCAUACAUGGACAUGGAAUCUGGAUUUCUGUCAAUGGAAAGCUUCCUGAAGGCGCUUUCCUCCUUGCAGAGGCAACCCAAGAUGGACAGCCUACAAGAUCUCUCGAUUUUGGAACUGUACAUUCUAGUGUGCAUGCACAGAUUAGAAGAUAAGGAGCAAAGCUCAUACAACUUCACCAGCAUAAUGAAAGAAUACAGAUCCAUACAGGACGCCUACAAGACUUCUGAUAAGUACGCGAGCACUGUUUGUUUUCGGGCAUUUGAGCAUCUUUUGGAUCGUGAGCUGAUUAGUUUUGGUGACAACAGAGGGAGGAAUCAGGCGCUUGAAUACCGGCCUGUCAAGCUCCUGAUAUCCUCCCGCGAGCUGGCUCAAUCCCUCAAGCUGAACACUACCUGCCCGGCUCUACUCCAGAAGUUGUUUGAUCGUGAAAGAUACAUGUAGAAGUGUAGAACCCCUUUACAUCAGGCUGUACUUCACUGAGUAACAGUCGGUGGCACGUUUUUCUAUUUCGGUAGGGCUAAUUUCACUGUCAGGGGUAUACAUAUGGAGUUGUCAGGUUGAUCCGUUAUCCCCGUUGUAUUGUAAACAGAGAUUCUACAGUACUACUUUCUAAAUGAAAAAUGCGCAUGCAUUGAGCA
Setaria italica (foxtail millet) is the source of this 1562-nucleotide messenger RNA. RefSeq names its product origin of replication complex subunit 4. The transcript has 16 exons. Gene Ontology annotation, cellular component: nuclear origin of replication recognition complex; nucleus. Gene Ontology annotation, biological process: DNA replication; DNA replication initiation. The record is from RefSeq and is a predicted model, not a curated record. Gene Ontology annotation, molecular function: DNA replication origin binding; ATP binding; ATP hydrolysis activity. Bases 91 to 1365 code for a protein of 424 amino acids. NCBI's taxonomy places the organism in Eukaryota, Viridiplantae, Streptophyta, Magnoliopsida, Poales, Poaceae.